AUGUCACCAAACGUGUCGGAUGUUGAUGAGGGAAUCGACGAUUCCGACUUAGCUGACUCUUUGGCUACAGUCGCUGAGAAUGACAAUGAGGACGUGUUCCAGUCUCACUCUGGAACACGAUCGCUAGCCGAUUCAUCUGAUACCACUCCAGUCGCAUCUACAAUCACAUCUCAUAGUGAAGAGCUGGUUCAGAAAGUUGUACAGCUGCCAACCUCCGUUGGAAAUCUCCUCUACCUGGAUGUUGAUUCGCGUUUGACAUUCGGGAAGUUCAAGGCCUGGCUUGGAAGGAAACUUGGGAUGGAUACUACGCAAUUUGUCGUUAUCAAACAUUAUCGGGAAGACGACAAAGGGUAUGAAUGCAACAGCAAGGAUGAUGAAAGUGUACGAAGCGCAUUGGACAAUGUUUUCAAGUUGGGAGUGAAGUUGAGGCCACCUUUGCGGGAUGACGAGAAGCUUAUUCGCGUGCUACAGUUUGACCUGAACGAGCCCAAU
Messenger RNA from Cylicostephanus goldi, 492 nucleotides. NCBI's taxonomy places the organism in Eukaryota, Metazoa, Nematoda, Chromadorea, Rhabditida, Strongylidae. The record is from the annotation of a GenBank genome assembly.